Molecule: messenger RNA, 360 nt
Organism: Vicia faba (fava bean)
Lineage: Eukaryota; Viridiplantae; Streptophyta; Magnoliopsida; Fabales; Fabaceae
Source: the annotation of a GenBank genome assembly
AUGAAUUGGGAGAGAAUAUGGAAAUUCACAUUGGAUAUGAAUGGAAGCCAUAUUUUUGUAGCGAACGCAAGAGGUUAUGGCACAAAACCACAGAUUAUUGCAAAAAAAAUCACUAUGCAGAAAAAAUGGGAGACCAAGAAAGAAACAAAACAAGUCAGUAAGGAAGAAGAGGAAAACAAAGAGGGCUUUCAAGUUGUUACUAGAGGAUCUAGACCUAAAAUAAGGGAGAGAGUUCAAGGUACAACUACUAAUAACCCUUUUCAUGUUUUGAAUAAUAGAGAAGAAGGAGAAUGUUCAAAAGAUGUUGAAAAUAUGGAUAACACAAUGGGGGAGGGAGCACCCCCUCACUCUAAUGGAUAG